UGAUGUGUCUUCAACUAGGCCUUUAAGGUCUCUCUCAGUGGUGCAUUCACUGCUGUCGUAAUCGAGUCCAUCCAUGUUGCUGCUGGUCGUCCUCUUCUCUUUCCUUCAACUUACCACGGUGGUUAAAAAGAAAAACCCAUUGCUCUUUGGGAGGAAACUGAAGACCACCAAGCUCGGGUCCCAAGGCCGUAUCGAUCAUAAUUCGGUUCCGUCAGAAUCAGAGAUUAAGGUGAACGCUGUCCAAAACACUUUAUGUCACGACCCUAGAAUGCGAGCCAGGAAAAGAAGACGUGCCCGUAGAAAAGGCAGCUGAACUGCCUUAAGCAAAACACACGUUGCAGUGAAAGCAAAUUUCCCCCGAUUCUUCUGCGGUCUUAAAAACGGCAUUGAGCAAAUGCAGCAACCACGAAUUGCUAAUUGGGUUUCCUCAAACGACCGAACUGGGCGCACGGCUUCUUCCUCACCCAAGUUCCCUUCUCCAGUUGUAAUCUCAGCUCCCCGCCUCCCCGCUUUCCCCGAGAUUCGCCAGUUUUUAAAACCGGGCUUUGAUUUGUUUUGUGCCCAGUUGUCAUGGGUGUGAAUGUGGCGUGCUGUUUGGGUGGUCAAGAGGAGGACUGGACUACGGCUAAGUGUUUGCUCUUCUCCUCUUUAAGAACUACAUCUCCCAGAAUCCUAAUCGUGGCAUUUCGGCCCGCUAUUAACUCCUAGCGCUUACAAGAAUGGGUGACGCUCUGGACGAGGGAGGCUCUGGCGCAGUUGUAAGAGUUGUUUGGGCGGGCCCAACGAAGAACGUCCGCCCCUCCUAAUUUUGGAGGCAGUACAGAGAUCAGCCAGGUUGGGAUACGCGAGGAACGAGCUGAGGACUGUGGUGGAGGCACCUUUGCACCUUUCCAGGGGCGUCUGACUGGUUACUGUUGCUGGGUGGUUUUCGGACUACAAGCUCUACAGCGGUUGGAGGUGGUGUAAAAUGCUUCAGCUUGGCAGGAUCAUAUUCAGAACUGAAAGGUCAUCAUGUUGCUUGAAAUACUGUCUGCUGUGGUCUUGGGGGCGAUCAUCUAUCUCUAUAUGACCAAGAAAAAGGAGGAAACAUUACCAAUGGGAGAAGGAUGGUGGGGCAAAGGACAGAAACCUGACUCUGAAGAAGAUACAACUAUACAUCCUUUUAUGGUGGAAACUUCAGAGGCUGAGAUAAAUGAUUUGCACAGAAGACUUGAUCAGGCUAGAUUCACUGAGCCAUUAGAGAACAGUAACUUUCGUUAUGGGUUUAACUCUACUCAUCUUCAGAAGGUCAUCUCUUAUUGGAGAAAUCAGUUCAACUGGAAGAAGCAAGUGGAAGUUCUCAAUAAAUUCCCACAGUUCAAAACAAAGAUUGAAGGUAUUGAUGUCCAUUUUCUUCAUAUAAAACCUUUACACUUGCCUGACGGUCAAUCUACAAAGCCAUUAUUAAUGGUUCAUGGCUGGCCUGGAUCAUUCUAUGAAUUUUACAAAAUCAUCCCACUCUUGAUAGACCCUGCAAACCACGGCUUGAGUGACAAACACAUUUUUGAAGUAAUUUGCCCUUCCAUCCCUGGGUAUGGCUUUUCAGAGGCACCGCACAAAAAAGGUUUCGAUACUGUGUGUGCUGCCCGCGUCUUCUAUAAAUUGAUGCAUAGGCUGGGCUUCUCCGAGUUCUACCUGCAAGGAGGGGACUGGGGUUCUGUGAUCUGCACCAAUCUGGCUCAGAUUGCUCCAAGCCACGUGAAAGGCCUUCACUUAAACAUGGCAGUAAAUACUGCUUUGAGAUUUAAGGAGCUGCUUUCCAUUCCAUUGGGACCAUAUUUUCCAAAACUCUUUGGUUUCCAGGAUGAGGAUAUCAAGUUGAUAUUUCCUUUUAAGGAAAAAAUGAUCAACAAGGCGCUGAUGGAAACUGGCUAUAUGCACAUCCAAGCAACGAAACCAGACACUGUUGGCUGUGGCUUGAAUGACUCUCCUGUGGGAUUGGCUGCAUACAUCUUGGAAAAGUUUUCUACAUGGACGGAUGAAAGCUUCCGGAAUCUGGAAGAUGGAGGAUUAGAAAAGAUGUUCACUCUGAAUGACCUCCUCACAAACGUCAUGAUCUACUGGGUAUCGGGCUGUAUCGUUUCUUCAAUGCGCCUUUACAAGGAGGCUUUAGGGAAGGGCAUUGGCACACAGAAGCAUGAGAAGCUCCCUGUGCACGUGCCUACAGGAAUUGCUGCUUUCCCCAGUGACUUGGUGCAUUAUCCUCGGUUGUGGGUGGAACAGAAGUAUCGCAAUCUUGUUUCAUUCAACUUCAUGGCCAGAGGUGGUCACUUUGCAGCUCUUGAGGAACCAGAGCUUCUUGCAGCAGAUAUUCUACAGUUUGUAGCAAAAGUGGAAAAGGGAGAGAUUUCUUAAAGAAACACCUUUAUAGGGUUGUGGGCUGUCAUCACUACUUCUGCAUACACACACACACACACACACACUCUCUCUCUCUCUCUCUCUCUCUCUCUCUCUCCCAAUACAGAAGUUUAUCCGAUAAGAAAUGGGGAAGUGCUUUGUAUUUAGAGUGGCUUCUGCUGUAGUCCUGCAGGUUCUCAUAGCUCUGACUCUUAGUCUUGUUCAAGCCAACUUCACGAUUGGCUAGUGUAGUGCAGUGACUGGACUAUGAAUGAAGAUGCAUCUGGUUUAAAUCUCCAGUGUGAGUAUCAUACUGGCCUACCUAGCACAGUUGGCAUCAGAAUGACUAAAGGUUCAUGAUGUAAAUGAAGCAUGUUGAAUACUCAAGAUGCUCUGUUUAAAAUGAUAAGUAGAAUUGGUAGGUGUAUCAGAGCAGUAAUUAAUCAUGUGCUUAGCUUGCUCUUCCUUUUAUGCUAAGGGGACGGGAUAAACCGAGCAAAUGGCAGAGUGAUGAAGACGCCACCUGUCCACAUACCCAGCUUGAAUAAGGGUGAAUUUAGCCAUUCAGGGUUCAGAUAACUUUCAGGUAGCAUCUCCAAACUAAGCCUUUAACUCUACCAGCAGCAAAUGCGAAGUAAAACCGAAGAAGCCAUCCAAACCGUGUUCUCAAGUAAGGGCCAAGGAGUUGAGGGUAGAGCACCCUAAGGGAAGUAUAUGGAAUCCAGUGAGAACUGUAAGAAGAAGUAAUGAAAACUCCCAACUGCUUGAUUACUAGAAAGGGGUACUUUUUGCUAGAGACUAGAUCCUGUUCACCUAUGAGGACUGGGCCACUCUGUCUGUUUUUUCAGAUAAAACCCAAGUACCUGAUUAUAUACCGGACACCAGGUUUCUUUCAAAGUAGGAAUAACACAGGCCUGAAUAUGAAAAUGUACAAAGCUGAAACUGUGUAACUUGAUUAUUAUACUUGAAUCAGAGCAGUUGAAAUUAGAACUAAUUUGACUCUGACAUUUUUAGGAGGAGAAGGAAGCAUAGGGUUGGCUUUAGAAAACUUAGGUUCCAAUUCCUGCUUAGCCAUGAAGCCAACUGAGUGCACAGCAUUAAUUCUCAAUUCAGCCUACCUCACAAGGUUGUUGUGAGGAUAAAUGAGGGAUUACUUAUUAAGUGCUCCUUCAAAACUGCUAUAGACAUGAAAUUCAGAGCAUGCAGCUAGGACCUUGACAAUAACACAUGAAUAACUUUUAUGUUUGCCUUUUGCUUUACAGAAUGCUUAGAAUUCCAUAAUAAAAAUAGCUGAACUAUA
This is a messenger RNA of Hemicordylus capensis (graceful crag lizard), 3676 nucleotides long. RefSeq names its product epoxide hydrolase 1 (gene EPHX1). Gene Ontology annotation, molecular function: epoxide hydrolase activity. The record is from RefSeq and is a predicted model, not a curated record. Gene Ontology annotation, biological process: epoxide metabolic process. The coding region runs from base 1012 to 2394 and encodes 460 amino acids. Lineage: Eukaryota; Metazoa; Chordata; Lepidosauria; Squamata; Cordylidae. The transcript is spliced from 10 exons.